CCCGACGCUGGCCCCGCCCCCCCCGCCCCUCCCCGAGCUCCCGGAAGUGCCGGAACCGGAGCUGCCCCCCCCGGCCGAGGCCGCGCUGCGCAGGCUGCUGCUGGAGGGGGCGGGGCGGCCGGAAGGGGCGGAGCUGGUGGAGCUCCUCCCCCCCGCCCCCCCCCGCGGGCUGGUGGCCCGCCUCUUCCGGGUGGCGCUGGAGCUCUGCGCCGCCGGUUGGCUGCGGCUGGCCCAGCCCCGCCCCUUCGGGCCCAUUGGACUCCGCCCCGGGCCCCGCCCCCUGCCCACGGAGGAAUAAAGGAGGGGGCGUGGCCUCGGGCUCCUCGGCGUUUUAUUGGCUGUC
Molecule: messenger RNA, 343 nt
Organism: Oxyura jamaicensis (ruddy duck)
Lineage: Eukaryota; Metazoa; Chordata; Aves; Anseriformes; Anatidae
Gene: REC8
Product: REC8 meiotic recombination protein
Exons: 3
Source: RefSeq, a predicted model, not a curated record